Messenger RNA from Trichoderma virens Gv29-8, 1254 nucleotides. RefSeq lists its product as uncharacterized. NCBI's taxonomy places the organism in Eukaryota, Fungi, Ascomycota, Sordariomycetes, Hypocreales, Hypocreaceae. The transcript has 3 exons. The record is from RefSeq and is a predicted model, not a curated record. The coding region runs from base 1 to 1254 and encodes 417 amino acids.
AUGCGGUAUUCCCUUGCGACUUUGCCGUCAAUUUUCUGGCUUCUUGCGAGUACUUGCGAGGCCAAGCCCUGGGGUACUUAUAAAUCUCAAGAUGUCGGCCUCGACACCGUGAAUGAGACCCUCUGGCGCCGUGUCCGCGUUCCCGGAGGUACUGGCAACAACGCCCCGCCACCAGCUGACCAAAUCUUUUUAUUCGGGCCUGACAACCUCGCUGGAGGUUGUUCUGGCCAAAAGAGUGAUAUCGAAGCUUGGCUGGCGGAGGUCAGACUGAUUCACAAUGCAGUUGAAACUCUAUACUCAAUGAUUACGAAACCGAGUGUUAGCAAAAUAUGGGAAAACUUCUUUGGCAUUUUUAUGCGACAUAACCCUGAUACAAAUGCAUUCGAAAUAGACCCUGUUUCAAUCCAGAGAUGGCAACAGAUUGGAGACCACAUUGCUCGUGUAAGCGAGUUCCUUGAUGGUAAUGGACUGCGUGAGCCGGUGGUGCCAGGAGAGGUCCCUCGCAUUUUUUGCUCUGGAGACGCAGGCAAAUCUGUUGAAUGGGACUCAAUCGUUAAAGACGAGCAUGGAACUGAGGUCGUGAAAAGUACCGAACCCGUGACAGGAGAGAAGAAAUAUACGACCCUUGGGGAGGCCUACCCAAGCCAAGUCGGCGGGAAUGCUUUUUGGAUGAGCUCAUUCAAUGGUUAUUGGUUUACUGCCUCCAAAGAAGGACAAGAGGUAAACCUGUGUCCAGCCAAUGGCCGGUCUGGUGCAACCGGCCGACCUGAUGUGCCGAUUUUACAAGGUCUGAAUGUCAAACUUGCUAAGGCUAAUAGGGGCAUCAUAAUAUGCCCAAAGGCUUGGACACGGCAAGUUGGUCAACCGCAUGGACAACCUUCUCUCAGCCAGGCAGUCUCGGGGGAUAACUACCCCAAAGGCGAUGGUAGCAAGGGAGAGUUAUUGGACCGCCUGGUUCCUAUGAGCAUGACACUUUAUCAUGAACUGAUACAUCUGACUGACUUUAAUAAGCAAACGGCGAAGCCUGACAUUUAUGAUUUGAACACAAUUCUCCGGAUGACCAUUAGCAUCAAGCAGGCAGACAAGGACGCCAUUCCCCACAACCCGGAGACUUACGUCUUCUUGGGAAUGGCUGCAUACAUCUAUCUGAAUCCUCCUGAGGGCAAACCGGCCAUUUUGUAUAUUAGUGGCAAAUCAGCCACAGAGGAUGCUAUGUGGGCAUCAGUCAAGCGGAAGAGAGAAGAGGGUGCCUGA